AUGUCACCAACCACCCAGGCGGAGAUAGAGGAAAUGAGAGAGGUUUCUUAUCCAAAUGCUGUUGGUAGCUUAAUGUAUGCAAGUAUUGGGACUUGCCCACAUACACAUGUAGUGAGCCGGGCAAGCCAGUUUGCAAUUAACCCUGGGAGGCAACAGUGGAUUGCAGUCAAGAGAAUCUUAAGAUACUUAAAAGGUACAAGUUCAUUAAAGUUGGUGUUUACAAAGUCUAAAGGUACGACUUUUAAAGUUUUCUGUGAUGCCGAUUGGGGAUCAGAUGAGUAUGAACGUCGUUCCUAUAUGGGAUACUUGUUCGUCUUGGCAGGUGCAGCCAUCAUCUGGGUGAGCAGAAAGCAACCCACUGUUGCCAUAUACAUGUUGCCCUAUCCACCACUGAGGCGGAAUACAUGA
Molecule: messenger RNA, 408 nt
Organism: Pseudophryne corroboree (corroboree frog)
Lineage: Eukaryota; Metazoa; Chordata; Amphibia; Anura; Myobatrachidae
Exons: 1
Coding region: 1-408 (135 amino acids)
Source: RefSeq, a predicted model, not a curated record